This is a messenger RNA of Olea europaea var. sylvestris, 1368 nucleotides long. RefSeq names its product E3 ubiquitin-protein ligase RING1-like. Lineage: Eukaryota; Viridiplantae; Streptophyta; Magnoliopsida; Lamiales; Oleaceae. Gene Ontology annotation, biological process: protein ubiquitination. The record is from RefSeq and is a predicted model, not a curated record. The coding region runs from base 72 to 1205 and encodes 377 amino acids. The transcript is spliced from 2 exons. Gene Ontology annotation, cellular component: cytoplasm. Gene Ontology annotation, molecular function: ubiquitin protein ligase activity.
UCUCAAACUUCGUAUUUUUCACUUCCCAAAUUCUCUCUCUACGCAUACGUAUACACAUCUUACAGAAUAAAAUGUCGUCGGCGGAAGUUCCCGGCGGAGGUGGCGGAAAUUGCGGCGGCGCACAACAGUAUUACUGUUACCAAUGCGAGGGCAACGUCACCAUAAUUCCCUUACCGUCUCCCACCGCAGAGCUCGUUUGCCCCAAUUGCAACGGCGGCUUUCUCGAAGAAUCCGACACCGUACCGCCCUCAAACCCUACCAACCCCAGUGAUAACCCCAACCAAUUUUUCUCUGAAAAUUUUCCCUCUGCAGCCUUCGGUGGUCUUCCCAUUAUCUUCUCCUCCGCCACCGGCACCCCACGAGGCGCCGCCUUUUCUGUUCGCGGUGGAGGUGGAGGAUUAAACGAUCUUUCUUCUUUGUUCGGAGGCUCCCGAUCCUCUGAUGAAUUCAAUCCCUUCGCCUUUCUAAACCAGUACGUGAAUGGUCUCCAGUCACGUGGUGCGAACAUUCAGCUUGUUUUUGAGGGGCCGGGUGGCGGAGGUCUGGGACAUGGGGUUGAUUUUGGGCUACCUUCUAAUCUUGGUGACUAUUUUGUUGGGCCGGGGUUGGAGCAAUUGAUUCAGCAACUUGCCGAGAACGAUCCCAACAGGUAUGGAACCCCACCUGCAUCUAAGUCUGCGGUGGAUGGGUUGCCAAAUAUAAAGAUCACGGAGGAGUUGUUGGCCACAGAUUCAUCCCAGUGUGCCGUGUGCAAAGACAGCUUUGGGUUAAACGAGGAAGCAAAGCAAAUGCCUUGUAAACAUAUCUACCAUAAAGAUUGUAUAUUACCUUGGCUUGAGUUGCAUAAUUCUUGUCCAGUUUGUAGAUAUGAGUUACCCACUGAUGACCCAGAUUAUGAAAAUCGAAGAACUGGGCAAGUGAGCUAUAAUAGCAGAAAUAGUAACAAUAAUAAUUUAGGCUUGGCCUCAGUCGGUGGAGGUCAGGAGACUGGCACUAAUGAUAAUCAAAUACCAAGAACGAUGGAGAGGAGGUUUAGGAUAUCACUGCCAUGGAUUUUCAGAGGUCUUGAUUCUCCAGCAGAGACAAGCAACAGUGGAGGUGGAGCUGGCAGUAACCAAGGAGGGAACACCGACAACAAUGAGAAUAGUGGGGCAUCAAAUGCAGGCUCUGGUGGAGGACAGGCUAGAGAGGAGGACCUGGACUAAAAUGUGCAGAGAUGGGGGUAAUAACUGAUCAGGUUCGUUCAAUUCUGGUUGUUUGGGUUUUGACGAUGUUGUUCUGGAGGAUUACAUUUAUGGCAUUGUACAUAGAUGUUGAUUGUACCUGUGAUCUCAGAGAGACUUGAAAGCCUCAACUAAGCCUUCAUGU